AUGUCCAACGAACAAAACCCCGGGCUCCUCGGUAACAUAGGCGAUACCGUGGGGAAAACAGUCGGCGGCGUGUCAAACACAGUGGGCAGUACAGUUGGCGGUCUCGGCUCAACGGUGGGCAACGCAACAAGUGGUCUCGGACAGACUGUCUCUGGCGCAACACAGGGUGUCGGAAAUACGGCGAGGAGCGCUGGAGAGGGCGUGAAGAGUAAUGUUUCUAGCCUUGCGGGGCAGAAGCAGACUGGGGAUAACCCGCUUGGAUUGAAUAGAUCCGCCCACGUCGAAGGCCAGUGA
Molecule: messenger RNA, 294 nt
Organism: Penicillium mononematosum
Lineage: Eukaryota; Fungi; Ascomycota; Eurotiomycetes; Eurotiales; Aspergillaceae
Exons: 2
Coding region: 1-294 (97 amino acids)
Source: RefSeq, a predicted model, not a curated record